UUCAGCGAGGUCGUGUUUUUGGUUAUUAGUUGGUUCCCGUUUGUUUUGCGGAUGGUUGAUCAUCGCGAUGAUAUUUAUGUAAACAAACUGCUGGACCGGGUUUCGUGCGCGAUUCGCCGGUGCCGGGCAUAAUUCGCGUGAGAACUAGCGUACGUUCAGCAGGCAGACAUUUCACGGGCUUUACAUUGCAAAGGUUGAAUUUUCCGUUAAAUCUCAACAAGGGAGAAAUGGGGGAUUCCGACGAGGAGAACGAGAAGGACUUUGCGUCUGGCCUCAACAUCACUGGCUUCCUCUUUGGCAACAUCGACGACAAUGGUCAAUUGGAGGAUGAUAUCUUGGAUCCUGAAGCUAAGCAACAUUUAGCUUCACUCAGUCACCUUGGUCUGAGUUCGUUCAUCAAUGAGAUGAUGUCCAAUGACAACAAUGCCGAGGAGAAAGAGAAUGGCAAAGCGGAUGAUAAGGAGGAUCAAAACACAACUGUGAAUGACACAGAUGUGGAUUACUUGGCAAAAUCACCCACCGCGCUAGAUUUUUCGGAUAUAAAUGAGUUAGCGGAUGAUACAAAUGAUGAGAUCUCUAAAAGUAAUGGACUUGACAAGAAAGUUGACAAGGAGAAUGCAGAUUAUGAUGCCGACGAUGAGGAGGUCAUCAGCAAAUCAGAUACACAAUUGAUGCCACCGCCGCCGAUACCAGAGGAAAAAGAGGCAUUGACUGCAGAGGAAGCAGAGGCGGCGCGUCAACGUAAAUUGGAGACGCCCCUCGCUUCCAUGCUGCCGUCCAAGUACGCUAAUAUCGACGUCACCGAAUUGUUCCCAGACUUUCGCGCCAACAAAGUACUCAGAUUCUCACGACUGUUCGGUCCAGGCAAGCCGAGCAGUCUGCCACAGAUAUGGAGAGGUGUGAGGAAGCGACGUAAGAAGAAAAAGCAUCAUGAUGUCAGAGAUUCUGAUUCUGGCUCUGAUCAGGAUGACAAAAAACCCAAAUUUAAGGGUUGGAUCGUGCAUUACGGUCCUGAGCCGAGCGCGGAAGCAUGUCGCUCGGAUGACGAAAACAAACUUCUGCGACCGGUAGAAGACAAGGAACAGACCGGUAAGACCGGCGAGAAUGGAGAGAACGGUGACAUGGGACCCAAAGUGGCUGACUGGAGAUUUGGACCCGCGCAGUUGUGGUAUGACAUGCUAGAAGUUCCAGAAACUGGAGACGGGUUCAACUACGGCUUCAAGACGAUUGAAAAAGUGGAAGAGCAAGAAGGCGACAAACCAGAAACCCAAGAUGAGGAGUUUGCUGAUGACGCAUUUUUAAUGGUGUCCCAGUUGCAUUGGGAAGAUGAUGUUGUCUGGAACGGAGAUGACAUAAAGCAUAAGGUAAUGCAGAAGUUAAACAGUAAGAACAAUGCUGCUGGCUGGGUGCCAUCGAGCGGUAACAGAACCGCGCAAGCCUUCAGUCAGCCAGGAAAGGGUGCCCCGGUUAAUGUAGCACCUAACGUUAGACUGGCCACUUCACAAAUUACAACGCCAUUGCAUAUGCAAUCUCAGAAGAAUAAGAUGAACAUGGGUAAGGGAAAUCAGCAACAACAGCGGGAGGAAGACGAUACGUGGUAUUCGAUAUUUCCGGUGGAAAAUGAAGAGCUUGUUUACGGUUUAUGGGAGGAAGAGGUCAUUUGGGAUCCUGAAAACAUGAGAAAGAUCCCAAAACCGAAGAUACUUACAUUGGAUCCGAACGACGAGAACAUAGUUCUAGGCAUACCGGACGAUAUAGAUCCCGCUCUUCUUCACAAGGAUAAUGGCCCGCAGCCCAAGGUAAAAAUUCCGCAUCCGCAUGUCAAGAAGAGCAAACUAUUGCUGGGCAAAGCGGGCGUCAUCAACGUCCUUGAAGAAGACACGCCUCCGCCACCGCCAAAGUCGCCCGACCGAGAUCCGUUUAACAUAUCAAAUGACACGUAUUACAUGCCCAAGUCCUCAGAAACUACGUUGAGGCUGAAAGUCGGCGGCGGCAAUUUGAUACAACACAGCACUCCAGUAGUGGAGCUGCGCGUUCCUUUUGUACAAACGCACAUGGGUCCAAUGCGAUUGAGAAAUUUUCAUAGGCCGCCGUUGCGAAGGUUCAGCCAUGGGCCGUUGGCUCAUCCAGGACCGCAUGGUGUCUUGCCCCUACUAAAGCACAUUAAGAAGAAAGCUAAGCAACGAGAGCAAGAAAGGAUUGCUUCCGGUGGGGGCGAUGUGUUCUUCAUGAGAACACCUGAGGACUUAACCGGACGGGACGGCGAGUUGGUGCUCGUUGAGUUUUCAGAGGAACAUCCACCGCUUAUGAAUCAGGUUGGCAUGUGCUCCAAAGUGAAGAACUAUUACAAGAGGAGGGCGGGCAAGGAUCAGGGACCGCAGACGUACAGAUACGGAGAGACUGCAUACGCUCACACCAGCCCCUUCCUGGGAAUACUCACGCCUGGCCAAAGCAUCCAGGCAGUCGAGAAUAACAUGUACAGAGCUCCCCUUUACGAGCACAAAAUUCCCGAGACCGAUUUCUUAGUUAUAAGAACGAGACAGCAAUAUUAUGUUAGAGAAGUGGACGCCUUGUUUGUUGCCGGACAGGAAUGCCCACUUUACGAAGUUCCUGGACCUAACUCAAAGAGAGCAAACAACUUUGUACGAGAUUUUCUACAGGUGUUCAUAUACAGAUUGUUCUGGAAGUCACGCGAUACUCCCCGACGAAUUAAGAUGGAUGAUAUAAAGAAGGCCUUCCCAUCUCACAGCGAGAGUAGCAUCAGGAAGAGAUUGAAGCUGUGCGCUGACUUUAAAAGAACCGGCAUGGAUUCCAAUUGGUGGGUAAUAAAACCGGACUUUAGAUUGCCAACGGAGGAAGAGAUCCGCGCUAUGGUGUCGCCAGAGCAAUGCUGCGCUUAUUUCAGCAUGAUUGCGGCCGAACAGCGUCUAAAGGACGCCGGAUACGGUGAGAAGUUUCUGUUCACUCCACAGGACGAUGACGACGAAGAUAUGCAGCUAAAGAUGGAUGACGAGGUGAAGGUGGCACCAUGGAACACGACGCGCGCAUACAUCCAAGCCAUGAAAGGAAAGUGUUUACUGCAGUUGGCAGGUCCAGCCGAUCCAACUGGGUGCGGUGAAGGUUUCUCUUAUGUUAGAGUGCCGAAUAAACCAACUAUUAGCAAGGAAGAGCAAGAAGCUCAACCAAAAAGAACUGUAACUGGCACAGAUGCAGACUUGAGGAGAUUGUCCUUGAACAAUGCAAAAGCGUUGCUGCGAAAGUUCGGCGUACCCGAGGAAGAGAUUAAGAAGUUAUCGCGUUGGGAGGUAAUCGACGUAGUUCGAACUCUGUCCACAGAGAAAGCAAAAGCCGGUGAGGAGGGCAUGACGAAGUUUUCACGUGGCAAUCGUUUCUCUAUCGCCGAACAUCAAGAACGUUACAAGGAGGAGUGCCAACGAAUCUUCGACUUGCAGAACCGCGUAUUGUCGUCAAACGAAGUAUUGAGCACAGACGAAGGCGAGAGCUCGGAAGAGGAUAGCUCUGAUAUCGAGGAAAUGGGUAAGAACAUUGAGAAUAUGUUGUCGAACAAAAAGACCAGCACGCAGCUAUCGCUGGAGCGGGAGGAGCAACAGCGGCACGAGCUACGGAAGAUGCUGAUGGGCGAGGCGCAGGAGCAGGAGAGCAAGAAGGCCAAGGAGAGCAAAAAGAAGGACGACGAAGAGGAUAGCCCGGUUAACAACUUCAAUGCGCAGCAGGGUCGCGUAUUAAAGAUCUACCGCACGUUCCGUAAUCCGGAGGGUAAGGAGUAUACGCGAGUCGAGCUGGUGAGGAAGCCUGCUGUGAUCGACACGUACAUAAAGAUCCGCAAUUCGAAAGAUGAGACGUUUAUCAAGCAGUUCGCCACAUUGGACGAGGCGCAGAAGGAAGAAAUGAAGCGGGAGAAGCGUAGGAUUCAGGAACAGUUGCGACGAAUCAAACGGAAUCAGGAGAGAGAACGUAUGUUGGGUGGGCCGCCGAUAGUGAACGGCAGCAGCAUCAACAAUUCGAGCAACAACAUAUUUGAUCGCAGCAACACUAACACCCCGACUACCACUUCCUCAACUAGUAUCCUUCCAUUCUGUAAUUUCCAAUCCUCUACUUCCUCCACCCCCGCACCCAAACAUCCUAAACCGGAGGUAUCGCCUCCCAAGCGCAAAAAGCCUAAACUCAAGCCAGAUCUGAAGCUUAAGUGCGGCGCUUGUGGCAACGUUGGUCACAUGCGUACCAACAAGGCCUGUCCGCUCUACCAGAACAGCAUUGCCACAGCACCGGUUAACGUUGCGAUGACUGAGGAACAGGAGGAGGAAAUUGAAAAGCAGCUAAAUACCGACGAUCAGGAUCUAGUUAAUGUCGAUGGCACUAAGGUGAAACUAUCCUCGAAACUUAUCAAGCAUGCCGAGGAGAUGAAGAGACGUACAUUGUUGCUCAAAGUGCCGAAGGAGGCGGUGAAUUCGAAGAAACGCAGGAAACCGCCCACAGAUGACCACUGCGAUUAUUUGAAACGCCACCAAAGGCCGGUUAACAGGCGUAGGACUGACCCAGUUGUCGUAAUGUCAACAAUGUUGGAAAGCAUUCUGAACGAGAUGAGGGAUUUGCCCGAUGUGCAACCGUUCCUGUUUCCAGUCAAUGCUAAAGUAGUCCCCGAUUAUCACAAGAUCAUACAGCGACCCAUGGAUCUACAGACCAUACGUGAAAAUUUGAGAAUGAAAAAAUAUCAAAGCAGGGAAGAAUUUCUGGCGGAUGUCAAUCAGAUCGUGGAGAACUCGACACUCUAUAAUGGAACGAAGAGUUCGUUGACUGUAGCCGCUAGGAGAAUGUUGGAUACGUGCGUCGAGAGGCUCGGUGAAAAGGAGGAUCGUUUGAUGAGGCUGGAGAAAGCAAUCAAUCCUCUUCUUGACGACAAUGACCAAGUUGCCCUCACCUUCAUCUUGGACAACGUUGUCAACAACAAAUUGAAAUCCAUGACAGAAGUAUGGCCGUUCAUGAAACCUGUGAAUAAAAAAAUGGUGAAGGAUUAUUACAGUAUUGUCAAGAGGCCGAUGGACCUAGAAACAAUAUCUAAAAAAGUUUCUGCGCACAAAUACCACAGUCGUAACGAAUUUCUCAGAGAUAUCGAACAGAUUUUGGAGAAUUGCACGCUUUAUAAUGGCAAGGACUCUCCGCUCACAAAUAAAGCGGAGUUGCUGGUUAAAGUGUGUAAAGACACAUUAGACGAGUAUGAUGAACAUCUGACGCAACUAGAGAACAAUAUAGUGCUCGUGCAAAAACGGGCGAUGGAACAAGCGGACAUAGAUUCCUCGUGGCUUUGUCAGGAUGAGGAAAACUAUACUAUUACAGAACCUGAAUACAGAGGCAGUCAGACCAGUUCUCCGGAAAAUCCAUUUGGCAAAUCAAAUAUGGAUGACUUCGAUUUUGUCGAUGUAGAAGGAGACAUGGAAGCGGAUAUGGAUAGAAACUCGAAAAAGAAAGAUGUACUCGAAGAAGAUCUUCAAUUCUCCAGUGAAGAUGAGUUCGAUGAAGUGCCAUUCGGCACAGACGAACAUUCCGAGCAAAACGAAACGGAGGCACUGGAAUUAAGUGAAGUCAGAGAAGAAGGUGUCAUAUUAGCGGACGAUGAUAGUCAGCAAGCCGCCGAGGCGAUGGUCCAGUUAGGCAACGUCGGUUUUUAUAUGGGCGAACAGCAACUGCUUCAACAAGAUGAGAGCAUGGACGUCGAUCCAAAUUACGAUCCGUCAGACUUUCUGUUGGCUGGUUUACCGGCCAGAGACGAUAAAGGCGAAAAUAAGAUCCAGGACGACUUAGCCGUUUCCGAAAGCGACGAUGACGCCGAAAACACCACAUUAAAGCAGGAAGUAGAAGAGCAGAAUCAGCAGCAACAGCUGCCGCAACCGGACGAGGACGUCGGCGGUGAUUUGUGGUUCUAA
This is a messenger RNA of Temnothorax curvispinosus, 5942 nucleotides long. Its product is annotated as transcription initiation factor TFIID subunit 1-like. Bases 228 to 5942 code for a protein of 1904 amino acids. Gene Ontology annotation, biological process: RNA polymerase II preinitiation complex assembly; DNA-templated transcription initiation; transcription by RNA polymerase II. NCBI's taxonomy places the organism in Eukaryota, Metazoa, Arthropoda, Insecta, Hymenoptera, Formicidae. Gene Ontology annotation, cellular component: transcription factor TFIID complex. The transcript is spliced from 16 exons. The record is from RefSeq and is a predicted model, not a curated record. Gene Ontology annotation, molecular function: TBP-class protein binding; DNA binding; RNA polymerase II general transcription initiation factor binding.